GUCGAGAUUGAUUACAGUAGCCGGCGAGGCGGAUUGACUACAGUAGCUAGAUUAGAACAUCGCAUGGGUCAGAUAGUGUCGUCGACGUUAUCAUCCUGGUGCCCAUCCAAUGACUCCCCCUGCCGCCGGGGGAUGCUCUGCUGCUUCGCCGAGCCGGCACGACACGCCAAGGCCCCGCCAGCAGAGAUCUCCACUGAAGGUACUUACGUAUGGAUGGAUGCAUGGCCGACACUGGAUGGAUGGAUGGAUGUGUGCGCUGUGUAUGCUGUGCUGCAGGGUUGGUUGGUGAUUACGCGCCGGCAUCCGAGAGCGCCCGUGGUGAGCUGCAGCCGUUCGUCUACCAGAUGCAGAAGGGCGUCUUCGUCAGUGCAGUUCUGCAGGUGGGUGCGUGCCAAGAGGGAGGGAAGAAUCCAUCCCUCCAUUCAUCCAUCCAAAGCUUUGGAUGGAUGGACCCCUCUCCCUUCCCUGUGUUGUGUGUUGUGUAUUGUGUGUGCAGGACGGCAGCGCCUUAGUAUGCGAAAUCAAGCUGGACCCAUCGCAUGACUUCAUGACCAUACAGAGCGAGGUAGAUGCAUAAAUGGAUGCAUGGGGUGCGUGUGUGGGUGUGGGUGUGGGUGUGGACGUACACACAUACCUGCGCACACAGGACAAGUCCCGCAAGGUGAUGUUGCGCGACAUCCGCGAUGUGCUGAGCGAGCCGGGUCAGCUCAAGAGGGUAGAGACCAAAGCUACCAUCAUAGACGACCCCAGGUGAGUGAAACGAACGGUGGCGACCACGCCUAUAUAUUCAAAAUGCCGAAAGGAUGUUAUCAAUGCUCUCUCCUGUGCGUGUGUGCGGUAUCUAUAUAGUUGUCUGGCUCUGCACAUCGACAAGAGCGGCAGCUGCAUCGUGUUCCGCUGCAACAGCGCCACCGAGCGGAAGGACCUCGUCACCGCACUCCUGUGGCUCAAGAGGAAAGCGCUGGCCAAGGAUGUGCCGGCAUCCGUCUGAUCCGACGCAGGCAGGAAUGCACGGACGGAAGGAUGGGAAAGG
Vitrella brassicaformis is the source of this 1033-nucleotide messenger RNA. The record is from the annotation of a GenBank genome assembly. NCBI's taxonomy places the organism in Eukaryota, Vitrellaceae.